AUGGCUCUUUUAAGACUUUGCGCAGUAACACAGGGCUCUGUACAAGUUGACGGAGUAGAGAUAUCACAAGCAGCUCCUUCGGUCGUUCGCGAACGCUGCUUCAUCGUCGUACCGCAAGAUGCAUUCUUCCAACCCGACGUCAGUCUACGCAACAACAUCGACCUGAUGAACAACAACUCCACUAGAGAGAUCACGCAAGUGCUGCAUCAACUACAUCUAUGGGCUCACUUUCAGGUUGCUGGUUCUGACUGUCAUUACCAAGACGAUGAAGACAGCCGCACGCUUGCACUUCUGCUCUCAUGUUUCCCACCACUCUCCGCAGGACAAACGCAGCUCCUGUCUCUAGUACGUUCUGUUCUUAGAGCUAGAUAUCAAGUCAGACAAGGACGAAAGCCCAUUAUCCUGCUUGAUGAGCCCACGGCAAACCUCGAUGACGAAUACGAGUGUCUCUCAUCUAGGGUGAUUGAGCAAGAAUUCACAGACAAAGGACACACUGUACUGAUGAUCACACACAACACCAAAGACUUGGAAGAGCGUGUGAGACCAGGCAAAGAUGUGGUUAUUAGGAUAAGCAAUGGGUCGAUGAGUGUGGUGGCUUAA
Aureobasidium musti is the source of this 600-nucleotide messenger RNA. NCBI's taxonomy places the organism in Eukaryota, Fungi, Ascomycota, Dothideomycetes, Dothideales, Saccotheciaceae. The record is from the annotation of a GenBank genome assembly.